AUGGUCACAAAGUAUUGCCCCAACCCGAUUUGGGCCAUCCCUCAGUCCUUUAUCGCUUUUGUUCUUUCUUUCUUAUUCAAUUGUCUGUUCACUCUCUUGGGAGUACGAUCUCUCUCCCUCGCUCUUUCUCUCUCUCUCUCUCUCUCUCUUUCUCGCAAUUUCCAAUUCUGUCUGUUAUUUCUUUCUUUCUUUCUUUCUUUCUUUCUUUCUUUCUUGCUUGCUUGCUUGCUUUCUUUCUUUCUUUUUUUUUCCUUCUUUUUUGUUAAUCUUUCUUUUUCUUUUCUUUCUUUCUUUCUUUCUUUCUUUCUUUUUUUCAGCAUCCUUUCUUUUUUUCUUUUUAGUUAUUCUUUUAUUUUUCUUUCAAUCUACCUUCUUUUUCUUUCCUUCUUUUUUACCAGCCUCUUUUCAUAUUUUUUCGACUUAUAUUUCUUUCUUUCUUUCUUUUUUUUUUCUUCUUUUACUUGCAAUCCUUUCAUUCAAUUUUUUCCGACUUAUCUUUUUAUUAAUUUUUCUUCUUUCUUUCUUUUCUUUCUUUCUUUCUUUCUUUCUUUUCUUUACGCCUUUUUUCUUUCCUCUUUCUUUUCCGACUUAUAUUUAGUUAUCUUUCUUUCUUUUUUUCUUUUCUUUUUUUCUUUCUUUCAUUUUUUUUUUACCAUCCUUUCUUUCCUUCUUUUUUUUCCGAUUAUCUUUAUUAAUUUCUUUUUCUUUCUUUCUUUCUUUCUUUCUUUCUUUCUUUCUUUUUUUUUCUUUAUCAGUCCUUUCUUUCCUUUCUUUUUCCGACUUUCUUUCUUUAUUUUUUUUUUUUUUCUUUUCUUCUUUCUUCUUUCUUUCUUUCUUUUCUUUUUUUCUUUACCAGCCUCUUUUCAUUCUCCUUUUUUUUUUUUUUUCCGACUUAUAUUUAGUUAUCUUUCUUUCUUUCCUUUCUUUUCUUUUGUUAUCUUUCUUUUUCUCUUUCUUUCUUUUUCUUUCUUUCUUCUUUUCUUCUUCUUUUUCUUCAUUUUCCGACUUUUUAUUUUUUUUUUUCAUUCUUUCUGCUUUCUUCUUUCCUUCUUUCUUUCUUUCUUUCUUUUUGUUAAUCUACUUCUUUCUUUUCUUUCUUUUUCUUUCUUUCUUUUUUUCUUUUUUCUUCUUUUUUCUUUCUUCUUUUCAUUUUUCUUUUUUCUUUUUUUAUUAUCUUUUUCUUUUCUUUCUUUCUUUCUUUCUUUUUUCUUUCUUUUCUUUCCCUUCUUUUCCCGACUCAUUCUACUUAUUUUUUUUUUUUUCUUUUCAUUUUCCUUUCAUUUUUCUCCCUCUCCUCUCUCAAUUUUCCGACUUAUCUUUUAUCAGUUUUCAUUCUCCUUAUUUUUCUUUCUUUCUUUAUUUUUCUUUCUUUCUUUCUUUCUUUCUUUCUUUCUUUCUUUCUUUCUUCUUGUUUUGCAUUCUUUCCUAUUUUUCCCUGAUUCAUCUUUCUUUCUUUACCUCUCUCCCACCUCUCUCUCAUUGUGUAAUCUCUCUCCAUCCCCUACUAAGAAUUUUCUAUUCUUAUUUCUUUCCCUGCUUUUGUCUCCGUCUUUCUUUCAAUCUCUUUAUCAUUUUUACUCUCAAAUCCUUUCUGACUCUUUCUCUUUACAACCUCUCCUUUUAUUCUCAGACGUGACCCCUCUCUCUCUCUCUCUCUCUCUCUCUCUCUCUCUCUCUCUCUCUCUCUCUCUCCCAACACUCGUUUUCCCCUCUCAGACAUUUCUGGACCCGCUCUUUCACCCACUCUUUAUAAUUUCUUACUCCCAUCAACUAUUUUUCUUUCUUCCUCCCUUUCUUUCUUUCUUCCUUCCUUUCUUUCUUUCUUUCUUUCUUUCUUUCUUCCUUCCUUUCUUUCUUUCUUUCUUUCUUUCUUUCUUAUUGACUCCUGCUCUGCUUUCUUUCUUACAGCAUUCUUCUUUCUUUUCUUUCUUUCUUUUUAUAACACACGGUUCUCUUCUUUUUUUUCUUCUUUUCUUUUAUUCAUUCGCCCAUUCUUUCUUCAUUUCUUUCUUUCUUUCAUUCAUUCCUACUUCUCUUCGUUCGUUCUUUCAUCCUUUCUUCAUGUCUUUCUUUCUCACAUUUUUUCUUUCUUUCUUUCUUUCUUUUAUUCGUUCAUCCAUUUUUUCUGCAUUUCUUUCUUUCAUUCUCUCUUUUCUCUCCUACUUUCCUUCGUUUGUUCUUUCUUCUGUUGUUCAUUUCUUUUUUUUUUCUCGCGUUCUUUCUUUCUUUUCUUCAAGCGUUUGUUCUUUCUUUCUUCAUUUUUUCUUUCUUAUGACAUACUUCUCUUUCUUUCUUUCUUUCUUUCUUUCUUUUGUCCGUUUCUUUCUCUUUUCCUUCUUUCUUACAGCAUACUUCACCUCUCUUCUCUUUUUUUUUUUUUUUUCGUUCUUACUUUCUUUCGAUCUUUCGUUCUUGCUAUUUUUCUUUCUUUCUUCCCUUCCUUCAUUUUUUUUCUUUCUUUUCCCGCCUUGUGAAAGACAAUAG
Molecule: messenger RNA, 2484 nt
Organism: Acanthosepion pharaonis
Lineage: Eukaryota; Metazoa; Mollusca; Cephalopoda; Sepiida; Sepiidae
Source: the annotation of a GenBank genome assembly